CACAACCCACACCUGGAUGGACUGAAAGAUGACAUCCUCUACCACUUUGGUUUAGGAACAGGAACUCAUGACCUACCAGCUAUGUUUGGUGAUGUCAAAUUUGUGUGUGUUGGGGGCAGCCCUUGGAGAAUGAAAGCAUUUACAGAGUACAUUGCUGCUGAGCUCAGUAUGGAAGACCCCAAAUCAGAGUACCCAAACAUCUGUGCAGGAACGGACCGCUAUGCCAUGUACAAAGUCGGCCCUGUACUGUCUGUCAGUCAUGGGAUGGGCAUCCCAUCUAUUGCCAUAAUGCUGCAUGAGCUAAUAAAGCUCCUCCAUCACGCACAUUGCACAGAUGUUACAAUUGUACGCAUUGGGACA
Molecule: messenger RNA, 360 nt
Organism: Plectropomus leopardus (leopard coralgrouper)
Lineage: Eukaryota; Metazoa; Chordata; Actinopteri; Perciformes; Serranidae
Source: RefSeq, a predicted model, not a curated record